UAUGUCGAUUCGGGGCGAGCAUCCUCAGGCUGGCGAGCGAGGGGCGGAGGGCGCCGGCCGCGGGGGGCGGCGGCCACACGCCGCACGUCAGUCCGCGCCGAGCGGCCGAGCGAGCACCAUGUCUGCGUGCUCGCCACGCGCGUGCUGCCGGCCGCGCGCCCCGCCGUCGUUGCUUGACAUCACGGCGAAGAUCGUGGCGGCUGCGAUCCCGUUCCAGCGCAUCGAGGAGCGCUACGAACGCAUCCCGGAGCCGGUGCAGCGGCGCGUCGUGUACUGGUCGUUCCCGCGGGACGAGCGCGACAUCUGCAUGUACUCUUCACUGGCGCGCGCGCCGCCCGACGACCACCGCAACAUCGCCUUCUGCCGCGGCCUCAAGCUGCUGGAGGCCGGCUGCGUGGAAAGCGUGCUACAAGUCGGUUUCCAUUUGAGCGGAGUAGUGCGAGCGCCAGCCGCGGUCCCUCCUUGUUCAGAACCUGAAAGAUUGUUCCGGGUUACGGUAUCAUUUGACAGGUGUAAAAUAACCGGUGUGACAUGCAGCUGCGAAGCACGCGACAUCUUCUGGUGCCAGCACGUGGUUGCACUUGCCCUCUACCGGAUUAGGAACGCAGACUCCGUACGCCUGCGAGUGCCUAUAUCAGAAACCCUGCUGCAAAUGGACCGUCAGCAAUUACAGAAGUUCGUCCAGUAUCUGAUAGCGGAACACCAUACAGAAGUAUUACCUACAGCACAGCGGUUAGCAGAUGAAGUGUUACAGGCGCGCUCUGCUAUAAACAGGAUCUGUGGCGCGCCCGACCCUACUGCUGGUCCGCCGCCUGAUGCUCACCAUGCUUGGCAUCUGGAUGAGCAGCAGGUGUGCGAACAGGUCCGGGCAUAUUUACUACAGGGAACCUACUACAAUGCUAAUAAACAGCUAAACUCCUUGUUUUCUAAGGUGCGAGAAAUGUUACGAGCUCAAGACUCAAACGGUCCUCGUAUGCUGAUGCUGAUGACGGAACAGUUCCUAUCAGACCCUCGUCUGCUCCUGUGGAGGAACCAGAACACUCCAAUGACGGAGAAGUGCCGACAGCUAUGGGAGCAGCUUGGCGCGCUCUGGGUCAGCAUAGUGCUGGACCCUGGCAGUAACAAGCACCACAGACAUCAAUGGAGGCAACUGCUAGACAAGUGGUCGGCAGUAGAAGUGUGCCCUACAGAAGAUCCUGAUUAUAGGUCUUUUCCUUUGUACGCGAGAGAAAGGGAAAGAAACGAGAGAGAUCGCGACAGAGAUCACAGAGAUAGAGAUAGAGAGAGACAUCGUGAUCGGGAGGAGAGGGAUAGAGAGAGACUGCGUGAGAGAGAAGAAAGAGACAGAGAAAGACAUAGAGAAAGACAAAGAAGAGAUAUGCAUUCCAAUUCAGAAAGUUCUGAUGAAGAAUCUAGGCCUAAUAAUUAUGAGAGAGAAUACAGGAGAGCGAGUAAGAGACUUAGGUUGCACAAUCAGAGACCUCCGCCACAAACAACGCCACGGACUGUCUUUCACAAGGCGUUGGACGCGGUGGAUAUAUCUUGGGAGAGCGAGCACUUGAAGAACAUUCUCAGCAGCGAUGAAUAUUGCGACCCUGAGAAGCCGGACAAGGAGGGAGGUGCUGGCCCCGCCCUCACCCCCGCCCUACAACCUUACCCUAAAUUCAACGACCUUGGACAACCCUUGUGGCAUGAGCAUCUGCCGGUAGUGGGCGCGCGUAUCGAGGCGCUGCGCGCGCACGGCCGCGCCCCCGCCGCACUGCGCCUCGCCGUCAGCGCCGCGCGCGCCAUGCGACAUAGACAGUGUUAUUAUCUCUGUGCAGACAGUCGGGGGUGGACAGGGUGGGCGCUGGAGGCGGUGUGGUGUGUGCACGAAUGCCUGGCGGACGCGUGCCUGGCGCCCGACGACCAGCGCGCCUCGCCCCGCCUACACACAUAUAUGGACGAGGAGCCCGCCACCGGCCUGCCGCCCAGAUACCAGCACGUGCCGGUGGCGGGCAGCAAGAACCCCGAGGAGACGUACCUGGCGCUGGCGCUGGAGGCGGCGCUGCUGGGGCUGGGCAUGCAGCGCAUGUUGCCCCACGGCCUGUACGCGCAGGAGAGAUACUGCAAACAGGAGGAGCGGCUGAUCGCGCAGCUGCAGCGCGUGGAGGGCGAGGCGGCGGGCGUGUGCGCGCGCGCGGCGGCCGCGCUGCUGGCGGGCGGGCCCAGCUCGUGCCUGGGCGCGCGCCUGCACCCGCGCUCGGCGCCCGCGCACACCUUCGCGCGCUACCUCUUCCUGGCGCUGCUGCCCUCGGACCCCGAGCUCGCCUACCGCGUCGGACUGCGCGCUAUGAGACUGCCGAUGGUGGAGGAGGCGUACGCGCUGGACGGCGGCGGCGGCGGCGGCGCGUGCGGCGCGGCGUGCGGCGCGGGCGCGGGCGCCUGGCACACGCUGCAGCACGCCGAGCAGCAGCAGGCCGCGCUCGCCAGCGCACUGCUCGGCGCGGCGCGCGGCACGCCGGCGCGGCUGCGCGCGGCGCUGGCGGCGGCGCAGCGGCACGUGCGCAGCGCGGCGCAGCUGUUCCGGCUGGCGCAGGACGCGCUGCGCCACGCCGCGCCGCCCGACGCGCCGCACCACCACAGGGACCUGCUCGCCGCCGCCUUCGAACUCGGCCUGCAGGUGCUACGUAUGACGCUGUCGUCGGUGAACUGGCGGCGGCGCGAGAUGGUGCGCUGGCUGGUCACCUGCGCCACGGAGCUCGGCCUGGACGCGCUGCUCUCCAUCAUGCAGAACUGGUUCGAGCUGUUCACGCCGACGGAGGCGACGGGCCCGGUGGCGGCGGCGGCCAUGUCGCACGCCACGGCGCUGCGCCUCGGCCUCAGCUUCGACCAGCAGGAGAAGCUGAGCGCCUGCGCGCGCACGCUGGCGCUGCAGUGCGCCGCCAAGGACCCGCCGGGCUGCGCGCUGUCGGCGCUGUCGGUGUGCGAGGGCUCGGCGGGCGCGUUCGAGGCGGCGUGCGCGGCGGUGGGCGGCGCGGCGGCGCGCGGCGCGCUGGCCUCCAGCCAGCUGUUCGCGGUGGCGCGCUACAUGGAGCAGCGCGGCCAGCCGGCGCGCGCCAUGCGCCUCGCCACGCUCGCCAUGCGCAACCUGCACCUGCACUACAACCAGGACAGCCACCCCGCGAUCGCGGACAUCCACUGGGCGGUGGCGCUGGCGCACUCGCUGGGCCGCGCCGAGCUGCAGGCCAUGCUGCCGCUGCUCGUCAAGAACGUGCAGUGCGCGCCCGUGCUGUCAGAUGUGCUGCGUCGCUGCUGCGUGGCGGCGGCGGGGUGCUCGCGCGCACGUCCGCCUCCGCCGCGUCCGCCGACGCCACUGCGGCCGCUGCUGGAGGCGGCGCUGCGUGCGUACGCGUCCACGACGCACGCGCGACUGGCGCACAUCUCGCCGCGACACUACGCCGACUUCGUAGACUUCCUCGGCAAGGCUCGAGACACAUUCGCGUUGGCGCACGACGGCCCGCAUCAGUUCGCUGCGUUGCUCCAAGAAAUCAAACUCAAAUACAAAGGCAAGAAGAAACUCAUGUUCCUCGUCAAAGAGAGAUUCGGUUAAUAGACACAGAUCUGGUUUACAUAAUUCCAGUCCAGUGGAUGAAACCAGCGCUGGAAUGAAUAUAAAAACAUUUAAUCUUACACUGAAAACCACUACAUUCUGUGUAUUUUCAGUUGUCUAGCGCUGGAUUUGAUCGCUGGACUGGAAUGAUGUGAACCGGGUAUCACUGCGGGUUUGUUCUGUUCUCAUAUAUUUCUGUCUCUGUUUUAUCAAUAUAAAUGAAAGAGACGAAUAUAUACAAGUCGAGACCCGCAGUAAAAGUGCAUAUGCACUCGUAUUGUUUUGUUUAUGUGCAAUACAUGUAUAUAAUAAUAAAUAUUCGCAGUAUAACAGUUAAUGGAACUGAUAUCCACUUUCAUACAAAAAAAAAUGUUCGUAGGGCCAGUUCGAUUUCAGUUGGCACGUCAUUUACAAGAGUACCAAUAUGAUUCACGUGCCAACUGCAGAUAUUGACUGAAAAAUGCAAAAUACAUUCAAAAUUGUUAUGGCAACACAGCAAUGCAAUAGACAUUUGUAGUAUAAUGUUGCCAACAGGUCUCGUUUUAAAAGUAUUAUUUUUAAUUAAUAAGUGAUGCGAGAGACGGCGUUUUGUAAUAUAUCAAUGCAAUGAUCUCAAAUAUUCCCUUAUGUAAAUAGAUUUCCUGUAAAUAUAGAGUAAAAAUAGAAUAUAAAUUAGUAACACGAUUAAUGUGAUUGUGUAUGUAAAAAAAUGUGUGUUAAUAUCAAUUCUUUAGUGGAUAGAUAGAACGCCAUUAGCGUCCCAUAGCAAGCAACAAACAUUGACCUCUAUAAAUGGAUAGGCUAUAAAUUAAUUCCCUAUUUGAUUAUCAGCAUUUUAUUUAUUUUGAUAUUUUAAACUCUAACAUAAAUAUUCAACCUUUCAGUAAAUGAAGCGUUUUAAAAACUGUUAUUUCGAUGAACCUAUCUAUAUAUUGAGGUCAUUGUUGACACAACACCAAAGAAGUUAAAUAUAAGUCAUUCCAAAAGUAAGCCAUGCCAUCAUUAUUUCAGUAUUUUCGAGUAUUUCAGUUUUUUCUAUGUUUUAAGUUAACCUCUUUGUAUUAUUUUUGACAUUUAACCGCCAUUUUGCUUACG
Molecule: messenger RNA, 4687 nt
Organism: Papilio polytes (common Mormon)
Lineage: Eukaryota; Metazoa; Arthropoda; Insecta; Lepidoptera; Papilionidae
Product: zinc finger SWIM domain-containing protein 4-like
Exons: 22
Coding region: 2-3592 (1196 amino acids)
Cellular component (GO): Cul2-RING ubiquitin ligase complex
Molecular function (GO): zinc ion binding
Source: RefSeq, a predicted model, not a curated record